CAACAUUCUCUCACAGCUUUUAUUGUUCUUCAUAUAUUUAGAGCCAAAACCACCUGAUUCAAUUCAUUUUCGUCUCUGCCUCCUCAUUUCUCAUUUCACUCUAUAGACAAGUGUAGCAGCACAACUCAUCAGCUUUGCUCAUCAUCAUGCCCGAUAAUACAAACAGUAGUGCGUUAGCGGAAGCAGAGGCUCCGUUGUUGGCGGCGUACUCAGCUUCAGACGACGUCGGUUUAAAACACGAACGUCACAAUGUUGAGCUCAUUGAUGAAGAUGACGAUCAACGUCUUGGAAGGAGAGUCUGGAUUGAAUCAAAGAAGCUUUGGCACAUAGUCGGUCCGGCUAUCUUUAGCCGUGUCGCCUCCUAUUCCAUGGUGGUCAUCACCCAAGCUUUCGCCGGCCACCUCGGCGAACUAGAGCUCGCCGCAAUCUCCAUCGCCAACAAUGUCAUCGUCGGUUUCGAUUUAGGCCUCUUGUUAGGAAUGGCGAGUGCUUUGGAAACACUAUGUGGGCAAGCUUAUGGUGCCAAGAAGUACUAUAUGCUUGGAGUGUACAUGCAACGCUCACGGAUAGUUCUCUUCUUGUGUUGUAUUCUCCUCCUGCCGCUCUACCUCUUCGCCUCGCCGUUCCUAAAGGUUUUAGGUCAGCCAACAGACGUGGCCGAGCUCUGUGGGCUUGUGUCCAUGACCAUGAUACCGAUUCACUUCAGCUUCAGCUUUCAGUUCCCGCUGCAGAGGUUCCUACAGAGCCAGUUGAAGACUGGUGUGAUUGCUUGGGUGUCUCUGGUGGCUCUUAUUUUCCAUAUCUUUGUGAGUUGGUUCUUUGUGUACAGGCUUGAGCUUGGAGUGAUCGGAACCGCCGUUACCUUGAGCCUUUCGUGGUGGGUGUUAACUUUUGGGCUUUUCUUUUACACUAUAUGCGGUGGCUGUCCUUUAACUUGGAGUGGAUUCUCCAUUGAAGCGUUUUCUGGUCUUUGGGAGUUCAUCAAACUCUCUGCUGCUUCUGGAGUUAUGCUCUGCCUGGAGAAUUGGUAUUAUAGAAUACUAAUACUGAUGACAGGAAAUCUGCAAAAUGCAAAGAUUGCUGUGGAUGCUUUGUCUAUAUGCAUGACCAUAAACGGCUGGGAGAUGAUGAUUCCUCUGGCUUUCUUCGCUGCAACUGGAGUGAGGGUUGCGAAUGAGCUUGGAGCUGGGAAUGGGAAGGCAGCCAAGUUUGCAACUAAAGUAGCAGUUGUGACCUCUGUUAUAAUUGGCCUCUUCUUCUGGGUUUUGAUUAUGAUAUUCCACACUGAGAUCGGCUAUAUAUUUACCAACAGUAUACCUGUCAGGUCACUGGGAACAAAGACAUGA
Molecule: messenger RNA, 1346 nt
Organism: Fragaria vesca subsp. vesca
Lineage: Eukaryota; Viridiplantae; Streptophyta; Magnoliopsida; Rosales; Rosaceae
Product: protein TRANSPARENT TESTA 12-like
Exons: 5
Coding region: 147-1346 (399 amino acids)
Biological process (GO): xenobiotic detoxification by transmembrane export across the plasma membrane
Cellular component (GO): membrane
Molecular function (GO): xenobiotic transmembrane transporter activity; antiporter activity
Source: RefSeq, a predicted model, not a curated record